UGCUGCUAUGCUGAUUGCCUCUUCAAGAGGAAGUGUAAUGACAUGCUCUAUACCGAAGCCCUGUGUGACUUCAGUAUGUGCUGACUCAAGUCGCUUGUCAAGUCCAACCCUGGAGUUGUCAAACCUGGUAGCUUAUCAGUGGCGAUCAGCGAUGAGGGCAAUGCCCAUGUACCAGAGGCCAUUCAUGAAGGCCAAGCUCUACAUCCACUUCAUGGUGGAAUUCUCAGACUCACUGAUCCCAGACCAGUGCAAGGCCCUUGAGACCGUCCUCCUGCCCAAGCCUGUGUUGCAGCACACGAACAUGGAGCUAGACAAGUGCGAGGAGAAGAUGGCGUUCAACGUCGAGAUCGAGGAGACGAGGAGGUAACAGCAACAUCAGGCGCAGGAGGCCUACGGCGAAGAUGGGGCCAUGCCUGGCAGUAGGCCUCGGAUCAAUUAUUUUCCUAUCGUGCUUCUGUGCGAUGCUGUUCUCAAGUUUUCCAAGUUAGACGCCCUACGAUGGAACCUUUGGUGCUAGUAUAUCAUAUGGCUACUUUGCUAAACAAUGGCAGGUCGUCCAGAAAAUUUAUUUUGCGUUCUCCUAUGACUUUGGCACGUUUAUUACUUGUUGGCUGUUGGUGAGCCGACAUCACCUUUGACGUGUUCGAUUGUUGCAAAGAUUUCGGGCAACUCUAGCGCCUGCAGUCGCUCGUGUAACAGCGACACUGCCAUGUUGUCCCAUUAGAUAAUUUGUAAUGUGAGCUACAAUGUUUGGGCAAAAACCUGCCGAAAGGCAGAUGCACUUUGUACGUAUUAGAUAUUUAGAUCAGAAGCCUCGGCGUGUUGCUGGUGACGCCCGGACCUGGCAUCGAGUGGUUGCCUGAACAUGUACCUUGCUUGAUCCAAUUGUCAGUUA
Molecule: messenger RNA, 895 nt
Organism: Lolium perenne
Lineage: Eukaryota; Viridiplantae; Streptophyta; Magnoliopsida; Poales; Poaceae
Product: dnaJ protein homolog
Biological process (GO): protein folding
Molecular function (GO): Hsp70 protein binding
Source: RefSeq, a predicted model, not a curated record